Molecule: messenger RNA, 168 nt
Organism: Protopolystoma xenopodis
Lineage: Eukaryota; Metazoa; Platyhelminthes; Monogenea; Polystomatidea; Polystomatidae
Source: the annotation of a GenBank genome assembly
AUGGCAAAACUGACUGAUGAUGCCGACUACGAUGCCGGCGAAACGUUUGAAAAUGUAUCAAGUCCACGGUCGGAUGCUAGGAAUCAUGACAACUACUAUGGCAGACGACUUCGGACUCGGUGCAUUCUACAUGGUCCCCCUGACAACAAGACUAAGUUGCGACAACGA